This is a messenger RNA of Zingiber officinale, 1720 nucleotides long. Its product is annotated as mRNA-decapping enzyme-like protein. The record is from RefSeq and is a predicted model, not a curated record. The transcript has 8 exons. Gene Ontology annotation, biological process: deadenylation-dependent decapping of nuclear-transcribed mRNA; deadenylation-independent decapping of nuclear-transcribed mRNA; positive regulation of catalytic activity. Lineage: Eukaryota; Viridiplantae; Streptophyta; Magnoliopsida; Zingiberales; Zingiberaceae. Bases 245 to 1333 code for a protein of 362 amino acids. Gene Ontology annotation, cellular component: P-body. Gene Ontology annotation, molecular function: mRNA binding; enzyme activator activity.
UCAUUCUCUUCCUCCUGAAUUUCUUAUUAAUAUUUUCCCCUUUUCCCUCUCUCUUUCUGCAGAUUUCCUCGCAUCUUGAUCCAAAUCCAAUCUCUACUCUCCAAGGAGAGCGACGUCACUGAUAGCAUCUCUCUCGAUCAAACGUUGUUUUCGUGUUUAUUCCUUUUGUUCUGCUUCGAUCGACGACUCCUCGAAUUGCUGUUAGGGUUCUUCUGGAUUUGGGGUUUGAUCGCGCGCCGAGAGGAUGACGAAUGGGAAGCUGAUGCCAAAUCUCGAUCAGAACAGUACGAAGGUCCUUAACCUCACUGUUCUCCGGCGGAUCGACCCGUUCGUAGAGGAGAUCCUGAUUACCGCCGCUCAUGUCACCCUCUACGAGUUCAGCAUCGAGCUCAACCAGUGGAGCCGUAAAGACGUUGAAGGAUCCCUAUUCGUCGUCAAGAGGAACACACAGCCCAGAUUUCAAUUUAUCGUGAUGAAUAGACGUAACACAGAUAAUCUAGUCGAGGAUCUUUUGGGAGACUUUGAGUAUGAAGUUCAGAUUCCCUAUCUUUUAUACCGAAAUGCAGCUCAAGAAGUAAAUGGCAUAUGGUUUUAUAAUUCACCUGAUUGUGAAGCAGUGGCAAAUCUCUUUAGCAGGAUACUAAGUGCAUAUUCCAAAGUGUCACCAAAGUCUAAGCUAACUUCUAAAAGUGAGUUUGAGGAGCUUGAAGUUGUACCUACUUCAUCCGUCAUUGAAGGUCCUCUUGAGCCAAUAACAUCAGUUUCUGCAGCCGCUCCUGAUGUUGCUGAUGAUGCAUUUGUGAACUUUUUCAGUAAUGCUACAAGCACCGGAAAUGCAUCAGAUGCAACAGUGAUCAGCCAGUUAUAUCUUGCUGCUCCACCUGUUCCUGUGACUACUCAUGCACCAAGUCAUGCAACAAGUGUCAAUCUGCCUGUUUUGCCAACCGUUCCAUCAAUUCCCAUUCCCUCUGCUUCAUCUGUUCCUCUAAUGAAACCCCUGGAUAGUCUUGAAUCUGGAAAUGGGAGUGGUAGCCAUGCUAUGAAUCUGGUGAAACCUUCAUUUUUCUCACCUGCUUUAUCUUCUGCACUGGUAAUGCCUCCAGUAUCAUCCGCUGCUCCUACAGCCCCGCCCCUCUAUUCUCCAGUUACACUGCAGCAACCAUAUGGAACUCCACUACUUCAGCCCUUUCCUCCACCUACUCCAUCUGCAUCGCUUACUCCUAGUCAAAACAUUGGACCAGUUAUCACAAGAGACAAAGUUCGUGAUGCACUAUUGAGCCUUGUUCAAAUGCAAUUUCUGAUGACAAGUAGGACUAGCGGAAUUCUUUUUUAAAAAUGAUCUCCACAUAGCCAAAGUGGAGCCUUGUUCUUGUGUAAUCACUAGAUGGAUUAUAAGAAUCUUGCUUAUUCGUGUUUUCUGUUUUCGACAGAAUAACGAUUUUAUUGAUAUGGUUUAUCGGGAGAUGCUAAAUGCGCAUUAUUCCUUGUGAAUGAGCUUUUGCCAAAUGGAAUUUAGCUUGUUGCUUUAAUAUGGUUGCUAAUGAUGCAGUUUUUUCUUAUAAGAGCUAUUGUAAAAAUUGCCAAUCGAAGAUGAGGGACAUGGAACUUUUGUUUAUAUUAUUAUUUGGGGGUUGUAUAUGAGUGGGAACAUUUCAGUCUUAAAUUUGAUGUGGUACUCUUAUUAGCGGUAAUUAAUCUAAUAUUUGUUUUUGCAUUGAAA